AUGGACAGGGGCUUGGAAUGGCAGGAGGAGGAGGAGGAGGAGGAGGAGGAGGAGGAGGAGGAGGAGGAGGAGGAGGAAUGGGCUGUUGGAGAGGGCCUGGGGCAGGCAGGGGGCAGCAGGGGCAUCGAGGGGGUGAGAGUCAACAGCGACCUGCUGAGGCCGGUGGCAGUGGAGGUGGACCCUGAGCUGCAGCGAGCCUGCUCGGAGCAGAAGGAGCAGAUCAAGGCUCUCAACAACAGGUUUGCAGUCUUCAUCGACAAGGUGCAGUGCCUGGAGAGGCAGAACCAGGCCCUGCUGGCCAAGUGGCAGCUGCUGCAGCAGCAGAGCUCCGGCCCCGAGGAGCGCAGGAGCAUCACCUCCUUCUUCCAGGCUUACAUCAGCAACCUGCAGCGGCAGCUGGAGACCCUCCGGAGCCAGAAGGAUCAGCUGGACCCCGAAGCCUACAACCUGCUGCAGCUUGUGGAAGACUACAAGAACAGAUUUGAGGAUGAGAUCAACAAAAGGACCUCAAAAGAAGAGGAAUUUGUGGAGCUCAAAAAGGAGCUGGACAGUGCCUACAUGGGGAAAACAGAGCUGGAUGUGAGGGUGGAGAUCCUGAAGCAGCAGCUGGAGUUCCUCAGGUGCCUGCACGAAGCUGAGUUGUCCCAGCUGCAGGCUGUGGUGGGCAGCACCAACGUGGUCCUGUCCCUGGACAAGCACCGGGAGCUGGACCUGGAGGCUGUGGCGGCAGAGGUCAGGCAGGAGUAUGAGGCCAUUGCUGAGAGGAGCAAAGCUGAGGUGAAAGCCUUGUACCAGGGCAGGUUCCAGGACCUGCAGAAGCUCUGGGCCAGCCAACAGGAGCAGCUCAAGAGCAGCUACAAGGACAUCCAGGAGCUGGUCAGGCAGAUCCACAGGCUGCAAACAGAGGUUGAAAUGGCAAAGAAGCAGAGUGACCACCUGCAGGAGACCCUGAGGGCUGCUGAGCUGCGUGGGAGCUCUGCUGUCAGAGAUGGCCAAGAGAAGCUGCAGGAGCUGGAGAGUGUCCUGCAGCAGGCCAGAGGGGACCUCAGUCACCUCCUGCACGACUACCAGGAGAUGCUGGGGGUGAAGAUGGCUUUGGACAUCGAGAUUGCCACGUACAGGUCACUGCUGGAGGAGGAGGAGACCAGGCUCCAGGAGGGGUCCCCUGCCACCAUCUGUGUCACUGACCACAGCACCACUGCCACUGGAGUCUUUGGAGCAGCACCUGGAGGCUGGCAAAGAACCAAGGGGGGGCCAAGCUCUGAUGGGGGCAGCAUGAGCAGGAGAGGCUCAAUCAGUGGAGGAGGAAAAGGAGGCAGCUCUGGAGGUUGGGGCUCCAGCUCUGGCAGUGGAGGCUCCAUGUCUGGAGGGGGCAAAGGCUCUGGAGGAGGAGGAAGCUCCGGAGGGUGGGGCUCCAGCUCAGUGGAGGUUCCAUCUGUGGUGGUGGAGGAGGAGGAGGAGGCAAAGGCUCUGGAGGUGGAAGCAUCUCUGGAGGAGGAGGAGGGAGCAAAGGCUCUGGAGGAGGAGGCAGCUCUGGAGGUUGGGGCUCAAGCUCUGGCAGCUCCAUUUGUGGUGGUGGUGGUGGAGGAGGAGGCAAAGGGUAUAGGGGUGGAGGCAGCUCUGGAGGAGGAGGCAGCUCUGGAGGUUGGGGUUCCAGCUCUGGCAGUGGAGGCUCCAUCUGUGGUGGUGGUGGAGGAGGAGGAAGUAAAGGCUCUGGGGGUGGAGGCAGCUCUGGUGGGAAAGGAUCUAUGUCUGGAGGAGGAGGCAGCUCAGGUCAUAGAGGAUCCAGCUCUGGCAGCUCCAUUUGUGGUGGUGGAGGAGGAGGGAGCAAAGGCUCUGGAGGAGGAGGUAGCUCUGGUGGGUGGGGCUCCAGCUCUGGCAGUGGAGGCUCCAUCUGUGGUGGUGGAGGAGGAGGAGGCAAAGGCUCUGGAGGAGGAGGCAGCUCUGGCAGUUGGGGCUCCAGCUCUGGCAGCUCCAUCUGUGGUGGUGGAGGAGGAGGAGGAGGCAAAGGCUCUGGAGGUGGAGGCAGCUCUGGAGGAUGGGGAAAAGGGUCAAUCUCUGGAGGAGGAGGAAGCUCAGGCCAAGGAGGCUCCAGCUCUGGCAGUGGUGGCUCCAUUUGUAGAGGAGGAGAAAGCUCUGGAGGUGGAAGCAUCUGUGGAGGAGGAGGAGGAGGGAGCAAAGGCUCUGGAGGUGGAGGCAGCUCUGGCAGUUGGGGCUCCAGCUCUGGCAGUGGAGGUUCCAUCUGUGGUGGUGGAGGAGGAGGAGGCAAAGGCUCUGGAGGUGGAAGCAUCUCUGGAGGAGGAGGAGGGAGCAAAGGCUCUGGAGGUGGAGGCAGCUCUGGCAGUUGGGGCUCCAGCUCUGGCAGUGGAGGUUCCAUCUGUGGUGGUGGAGGAGGAGGAGGCAAAGGCUCUGGAGGUGGAAGCAUCUCUGGAGGAGGAGGAGGGAGCAAAGGCUCUGGAGGUGGAGGCAGCUCUGGCAGUUGGGGCUCCAGCUCUGGCAGUGGAGGUUCCAUCUGUGGUGGUGGAGGAGGAGGAGGCAAAGGCUCUGGAGGUGGAAGCAUCUCUGGAGGAGGAGGAGGGAGCAAAGGCUCUGGAGGUGGAGGCAGCUCUGGAGGUUGGGGCUCCAGCUCUGGCAGUGGAGGUUCCAUUUGUGGAGGAGGAGGAGAGGGAGGUGGAGGCAAAGGCUCUGGAGGAGGAGGAGGCGGCAGCUCUGGCAGUUGGGGCUCCAGCUCUGGCAGUGGAGGUUCCAUCUGUGGUGGUGGAGGAGGAGGAGGAGGCAAAGGCUCUGGAGGUGGAAGCAUCUCUGGAGGAGGAGGAGGGAGCAAAGGCUCUGGAGGUGGAGGCAGCUCUGGAGGUUGGGGCCCCAGCUCUGGCAGUGGAGGCUCCAUCUGCGGUGGUGGCAGUGGAGGAGGAGGCGGCAAAGGCUCUGGAGGUGGAGGCAGCUCUGGAAGUUGGGGCUCCAGCUCUGGCAGUGGUGGCUCCAUCUGCAAAGGAGGAGGAAGCUCAGGCAGUGGAGGCUCCAUGUCUGGAGGUGGAGGAUGCAUCUCUGGAGGAGGAGGAAGCAAAGGCUAUGGGGGUGGAGGCAGCUCUGGAGGUGGAGGCAGCUCUGGAGGAGGAGGCAGCUCUGGCAGUUGGGGCUCCAGCUCUGGCAGUGGAGGCUCCAUCUGUGGUGGUGGUGGAGGAGGAGGCAAAGGCUCUGGAGGUGGAGGCAGCUCUGGAGGGUGGGGCUCCAGCUCUGGCAGUGGAGGCUCCAUCUGUGGUGGUGGUGGAGGAGGAAGCAAAGGCUCUGGAGCUGUGGUAG
Molecule: messenger RNA, 3300 nt
Organism: Pogoniulus pusillus (Red-fronted tinkerbird)
Lineage: Eukaryota; Metazoa; Chordata; Aves; Piciformes; Lybiidae
Product: myosin-14-like
Exons: 13
Coding region: 1-3300 (1099 amino acids)
Biological process (GO): intermediate filament organization; keratinization
Cellular component (GO): keratin filament
Molecular function (GO): metal ion binding; ATP binding; structural constituent of skin epidermis
Source: RefSeq, a predicted model, not a curated record